AUGAUCUCGACGCCGGGCCUCGGCCUGUUCCUGUUGUUGUCCGCCCUCUGCCUACACAGAACACCUGUCGACGGGCUGAACAUAUUAAUGUAUGUUCCGACACUAUCCUAUUCACACGUCGCAUUCAAUGGGAAGAUUGCCGAGGCACUUAUCGAACGGGGCCAUCAAGUGGUGAUGCUCCACAUCGCACUAGAUGACGGCGUCAGCGUCUACAAGGAGUCGACUGCCACGAAACUACGACACGAUACGGGAGUCCCGCCGGGUGCCUUGUUAAAUACGCUAUGGCGUAACCCGGGGCCGUUUGAGAAUUCGAACCCGUUGAAUCCGUUGAUAUUACGCAAAUUCUUGCGGUUAUCCCGGCUUUUCCUCGACUCUUGCAUCGCCACCGGGCUGCACGCCGUCCAACCGAAUACACUUGGCAUUCCGCAGCCGAACAGCUACGUUCCAGAUCUGUUCGGACCGUUCACCGACGAUAUGACGCUUUUGGAGCGGGCGCAAAAUACGCUUCUGACGCGCACGACACAUUUCUUAUUUCAGGUCCUCUCGUUGCGCAGCAUUAACAGCAUCUGGAGAUCAAAGGGGGUCUUCCAGGCCGAUCGUCAUGUUGAUGAGAUCCCGCAAAGCGCCUCUGCUGUUAUUGUAAAUACUGUUCCAUCUUUUGACUUUUCCGGGCCGACAUUGGCACAUUUUCAUUACAUCGGAGGGCAUACCGUCGAGGCUACGCCGCCCUCAUUAAAUGAGGAAUGGUCCCUCAUUGCCGAAAAGCGCCCAUUCGUCCUCCUAACCUUCGGCUCAAUAGCCAAAACCUCGGAAAUGCCACCCCACCUGCAGCAGGCAUUCUUUGAGGGCUUCAAAGCGUUCCCGGAAAUCAACUUUAUCGUCAAGUACGAGAAGAUGAACGAGACGAUCCGCAUCAGGGAGGCCGAUAAUGUGAUCCUGACAGAAAUGGAUUCCGCAGAUAUCAUUGAUUGCCCACCCCAACUACAAAGCCAUCAUCACGCAUGGCGGGUGGAGCAGCAUCCUCGAGUCGUUGGUCCACGGCAAACCCAUGCUAUUGAUGCCACUUUUCGCGGACCACGCGAAAAACUCGAAAGUUGUCGAGGCGAAGCGCGCUCGGCACUGUCCAAUCAACCCCGCCAUCGCCCUACCGGC
This is a messenger RNA of Mesorhabditis spiculigera, 1152 nucleotides long. The record is from the annotation of a GenBank genome assembly. Lineage: Eukaryota; Metazoa; Nematoda; Chromadorea; Rhabditida; Rhabditidae.